AGGUAGUUGAUACAAAUAUUGAUAUUUGAGAGUUGAAAAAAAUCCCAAAGGUCUGAUUGCAUAGGAACAUUUUACAAAGAUAAACAGUUUUAAUAGGAAUUCCUUAUAUUCGUUAUUUCAGUCCUCUUUGUGUAACAUACUAUCGCAUGGAGUUUAAUGUAUGUGUAUAACGUUCACACCGAUACCUCUGAUUUAUUCUUAAUAUCUAUAACAAUCAGUUUGAAUAAUAGUUUGCUUCUUUAAUGUUUUUUUUCUUCUUUUGGCCUGUACUAAGACAAUUAUCUUUUAAUUCUUCCAUACUAUGGUAUUGUUCACAUCCUUCCAUCUACAAAUGUAGUUUCUAAUAUGUUUUACUAUUAAAACAUAUUAACGGGUAAAAUCCAUUAAAUGUAACGUUAAAAGGCAAAACUAAGGUGAAUCAUCGGCUGCCGGAUGCGCUGCUGCGUCAUGUCCGGUAAAAUGUAAUGGGUGCGCUUCGUUUAAGUUCCACCGUUGCACGCGCGAGCGGGGUUUCCCUCUCCGAGGUUUGUUUUGGUUCUACGAGCGUGAAGCACCGCCCACUCGGGGCAGACAAAUGGUAAUCCGAGGAAAUCGAUAAAGUCUAAGGAAGGCGGGAGGUUGAGAAGCAGAACUUUUGGCGGUGCUUUGUUUCUGGUGGACUAAACAAUAACAAACGAUACACAACACAGAGUAAACAGAUUGUCAGCUGCUUUUCGCUGCCAACUUUGCCCGCUCGGAGUUCACCUGUGGCGUCAUGUGUUGCUACUCUACCGUUUAAAUUGAGGUCAGCCUGUAAAACUCCACCGACUUUUCUGCCCCAGUGAAUAUGGCUGAUAGAAAGCCCGAAGAAAACGACGGGAGCCUUCCCUUCGCCGCACUCACGCUCCUGGCCCCGCCCGUGCGCCUGGUGUCGGCGGCCCUCUGGAAAGUGAUGAAGAAGAGGGACGUGAUGCAGUACGGGGUGGUGGAGGAAGUCGUGACCUCGGCCUGCGAGACCGUCCCGGGUCUGCUCACCCUGAGACACCAGGCCAAACUGGCGCUGGGGCUGAGGGGACGGCUGAUCUUGGAGCUGUGCAGUAGUCGGCCGGAGGAGAAGGCCAUCGGGCCACACCUGAAGAGGAUGCGCGCUCCUGCUGCCAUGUCAACCUCCUCUGCUUCUGCAAUGAAGAGGAACAUGAAGAUCCCAAAAACAGUGGAAAGUUUUCUCUCACUCGUUGACGUUCUGCUCAACGACCCGACGGAGAGACAGCGCUUCUUCAAGGAGGACUUCCCUCUGGAUUACGGUCAAAGGUUUGACCAGGAGCUGGAGAAGCUCCUGUGGGAGUUUUUGAUUCGACUCGAUCAGUUACUUCCGGUUCCCAGCCUCGCUCAGACGGUGUCGUGGCUCAGUGAAGCCCCCCCUGUCCUGGAGGAGUGUGCGCGGGCGGCCACCCAACCGCAGCUCCUGAGGGUCCUGCUUCAGCAUCAAACCUGUCUGGGCCACCUGGAGGCUGCAGCAUCGCUCCCUCCAAACAUGGGAGACUCCAUCCUAGCUUCGCUUUCUCUCCCCCCCUCUGGAAGAAUACCUUCAAAUCCAUCAACGGGAGCCAAAAGGUCUCGAGCGGACCCGUCCGAUGGCGCACAGAGAGGAGACAAGACGCCGUUCAUCACACCCGUCAUCGGACUCAUGUCCAACGAAGACGUGCCAGUUAUGAUGAGGAAAACGGCUGCGACAAACGAGCACCUGAACCCCAAUAAGAACUUGAAAUACACCGGGGUCAAAGAGAGACGAGUGGAGGGGGGGGAGCAACACCUCAAAACGGCCCCAAAAAGAAGCAGUGGAGCGAAGCGCAAGCAGCCUGACGAAGGAGAAAGUCAAUCUGAGGAGGAGGAGGAGGAGGAGGAGGAAGAAGAAGAGUUAUGCAUAGAGAGUGUAAGCACGGGUUUGAGAAACGCAGCGGAUCGGGGCGAGAGCGAGCGGCGGCACCUGGAGGGCUGCAUGAGACGUCUGGGCGUCCGGACGCUGCACCUCCCCGACGACCCGACCCUCUGCUCCGUCUUUGUCUCCUGCCUGACGAGCCAACCCAGCGUCAAGGUCGAUAAAAUGACCCGCGCCAACGCCGCUGCCGCCGCCACGGCGGGAUGCGCCUCGAAAAGGCCCGCUCCGACGAGGCGGCGGCGGCAGUCGCCGGUCAAAGGCGCGGCGCAGAGCGACAGCGGGCCGCCGGAGCUGGACGAUAAAGAAAACCUCCCUGUGUCGCCAAGCAUGAGCAGCGCUCCCUCUCCGCGGCGGCGUCACACAGUGACGUCGGGCCUCCUGGUCGGCUCCGACGACUACGUAGCCGACUCCGAGGACGAGGCGACUAAGAACUUCAAAGUCCGGCUGUUCACGAAGCGCUACCACAAGACCAGACACGGCACGUACGUUCCCACUCUGAGGGAGUUCUGGAAGCCCGGCAUGACGCGGCGGGACCUGAGGUCGGACGGAGGCAAAAGCCGAUGAGGAAGCCGGACUCCACCACCCCCCCCCCACCCCCCACCCCCCGAGAGCUUUCAUCUUUACUUUCUCUUGGUGAUGGGAGUAUUCAGACAUAACGAUGAGGGUGUGGCUGAAAGGUUCAAAAACCUUUUACGUUUAUUUAGAAAGCGAAUGUCACCCGGUCACGUGGACUUUUUUAAAUGAACGUGCUGCUUCCUGAUGGAGGUGGAUUCGCGUGUUUCGGGCGGCGCGGAGCCGACCGGUCGAGUCGAAUCAGAGUCGGCAGCCGAUCCCUCCGGUCACGGUGACGGUCUCUCCGGUGAUGUAGGAAGCCUCCUCGGAGCACAGGAAGGCGAUGACGCCCCCCACCUCCUCUGGCUCUCCGAUUCUGACAUUUCGGGGGCAAAGUGUGAUGAGAUGUGAUAUCGGGGUGCUUUUUGGUUCCGUGCGACGCUUGUGGCCAUGAGUUGUACCUUUUGAUGCUGAGCUGCUUUUUAAACUCCUCCACGACGUCUUCAUUUCCCCAUAACUGCAACGACACAAUGUGUUACACAGAUGUUUUAACUUUUAACAAAUAAAAACACCCCCUCCCCCUUUGUAAAUGCAG
Molecule: messenger RNA, 3065 nt
Organism: Pungitius pungitius (ninespine stickleback)
Lineage: Eukaryota; Metazoa; Chordata; Actinopteri; Perciformes; Gasterosteidae
Gene: tinf2
Product: TERF1 (TRF1)-interacting nuclear factor 2
Exons: 10
Coding region: 827-2482 (551 amino acids)
Biological process (GO): regulation of telomere maintenance via telomere lengthening; telomere capping
Cellular component (GO): shelterin complex
Molecular function (GO): telomeric repeat DNA binding
Source: RefSeq, a predicted model, not a curated record